Messenger RNA from Drepanopeziza brunnea f. sp. 'multigermtubi' MB_m1, 1197 nucleotides. RefSeq lists its product as uncharacterized. Gene Ontology annotation, biological process: biotin biosynthetic process. The record is from RefSeq and is a predicted model, not a curated record. Gene Ontology annotation, cellular component: mitochondrion. NCBI's taxonomy places the organism in Eukaryota, Fungi, Ascomycota, Leotiomycetes, Helotiales, Drepanopezizaceae. Gene Ontology annotation, molecular function: biotin synthase activity; 2 iron, 2 sulfur cluster binding.
AUGCGUGGAACUCCAGCAUCUCGGUUCCUCGUCACCAACUGUAGAGCUCUGCUCGGGGAAGGCAAGUCAACAUCUCUGGUCCGGAGGUAUGGAACGGUCUCAGCAGUGACUGCGCAAGUCCUGAAUCCCUCAUCGACUUUUGAUAAGGCCCUGGCAGCGACCGCUCCUCGCAAUGACUGGACGAAGGAGGAAAUCAAGGAGGUGUAUGAUACUCCGUUGAUGAAUCUGGCGUUUGCAGCUGGAACGAUUCACAGAAAGUUUCAUAACCCCGCAGCGAUUCAGAUGUGUACCCUCAUGAACAUCAAAACGGGGGGCUGUACCGAGGAUUGCUCAUACUGUGCACAGUCUUCUCGAUACUCAACCGGCCUCAAGGCAUCCAAGAUGGUAAAUGUCGAAUCGGUCCUCGACGCAGCUCGGAUUGCCAAGGACAACGGAAGCACUCGAUUCUGCAUGGGAGCCGCCUGGAGAGACAUGCGAGGGCGCAAGAGCGGCUUGAAAAAUAUCAAAGCGAUGGUCAAUGGGAUCCGAGGAAUGGGUAUGGAAGUCUGCGUUACGCUGGGCAUGAUUGAUCUUGAACAGGCCAAGGAGUUAAAGGAAGCGGGUUUGACAGCAUACAACCACAACGUCGACACCUCAAGGGAUUUCUACCCUUCCGUCAUCUCGACUCGGACUUAUGACGAGCGGCUCCAGACCAUUCAGAACGUGCGAGAUGCAGGGCUCAAUGUCUGCACGGGAGGAAUUUUGGGGCUGGGGGAGAAGCCAAGCGACCACGUCGGGCUGAUCCACACGGUGGCAACACUUCCUUCUCAUCCCGAAAGCUUUCCCGUCAACACUCUGGUUCCCAUAAAAGGGACACCCCUCGGAGACAAUGAGCCAUCUCCCUUCGAUGCAACUCUGAGGACGAUUGCGACGGCCCGCAUGGUCAUGCCGAGGACCAUCAUCCGUCUCGCCGCGGGACGCACCACGCUGUCGGAAGAACAGCAGAUUCUCUGCUUCAUGGCGGGUGCCAAUGCUGUCUUCACCGGGGAGAAGAUGCUUACGACGGCUUGUAAUGGGUGGGAUGAGGAUCGGAUAAUCUUCGACAAGUGGGGUUUGAGACCGAUGGAGAGCUUUGAGGUGGAGGCGCUGAGAGAGCUGGUUUCAACUUCUGCACCGCUGGAGAUGCAGGAAGAGAGGCCUGUUAUUGCAGCGGCAUGA